Molecule: messenger RNA, 342 nt
Organism: Protopterus annectens (West African lungfish)
Lineage: Eukaryota; Metazoa; Chordata; Ceratodontiformes; Protopteridae
Gene: SLC35A4
Product: solute carrier family 35 member A4
Exons: 3
Coding region: 19-330 (103 amino acids)
Source: RefSeq, a predicted model, not a curated record
GACGCAUGCGUAGCGAAGAUGGCGAAUGACAAGGGUACUGUUGGCAAACUGAAGGAUCUGGCACAGCUGAAGGAUCAACUGGAAAACAUUCAGAAGCGAGUUGAACAGGAGGUGCAGGAAGGCAUACCACAGGGUGGAUCUUUACUGGCCUCUCCAUUUCUCAAAGGGUUCCUUGCUGGUUAUGUUGUAGCUAAGCUGCGUGCCUCUGCAGUUCUGGGUGUUAUGUUUGGAGUGUGCACUGGAAUUUAUGCUGCACAGACCUAUGAUGUCCCCAAUAUUGAAAAUACCAUCAAGGACUACUUCAGCUCCUUAAAAAAAGGACCAAAAUAAGGGAGCAAAGUG